Molecule: messenger RNA, 2926 nt
Organism: Salvia splendens (bonfire salvia)
Lineage: Eukaryota; Viridiplantae; Streptophyta; Magnoliopsida; Lamiales; Lamiaceae
Product: protein FAM214A-like
Exons: 7
Coding region: 2255-2722 (155 amino acids)
Source: RefSeq, a predicted model, not a curated record
AUUUUUUUGCACAAUUUUGUGGUAAAAAAGCAAUAUUUGCUGGUUUCUGACAUUGAUUGAGCUCUUCUUGGUUGCGUUAAAGACCAUCUGAGUUUCUGGGUUGUCAUUUUCAUUUUUGGGAUUGUAUGCCAUUUAAAGGAGCUUGAUUACUAUUAUUGAAAAUGAAUCACUGAUCGUCUACCUCUAACUUUCAUGGGUUUGGGAUGGUUUAUCUAAAGUUCAAGUCUUUGUUUUAUUUUGCUACUGUAAUUUUUGGCAAUGAUGCUCAGAUGGAUUGCUUUCUCUUUCAGUCUAAGAUUGAGCUUUGGAUUGGUGUGAACAUAAAUUAUUGUAACAUCUCUUUUAGCAAAUCCGAUAAGAAUAUACUCUUUUUGGAUAGAUUGUGAUUUUUCUGAGUGAAUAGAUGAUUUCGUGGUUUUUCUCCUUGUACGAUACAGAAGGCAAUGCAUAUUAUGCUACCUGUUCUGCUUCUUAUUUUGCUUUACGUCUAAGUUUGGCUGCCGGUAUAUUUGAAGGGACUCCAACUGGAAAGGCCUUGCGUCGGGUGGAUAGAUGAAAAGCCAUCUAGAGAUAUAGUUGAAGUUUAUGUUGGAUUGUGUACAAUACUUGGAAACAGAGGAAUAUUAUAAGCAUGUUCUUUGGACUCUUGAUGAUUUCCGGUUAUUGGUUUUCUUGUAUUCUUUUAAGAGGAUAAAGACCGUUAUUUGGUUUAAUCAGCUGCAACUAGUUAGUGCAUCUACUUGUAGGUUGUGGGGGUCAAGUAAAGAGUGAAACGAGUAAGCUGGUCUGUCAGAAUGGGUUUGCCUCAAGUUCCAUCAGGAAAUGUAGCUGAUGAAGUGUCUACUUCAGGGAGCUCAAUGGUGCAGAUACCCACACGGUUUGGUGGUGCAGGAAGCUUUGGUGUGAGCGAGAGGCACAUUAGGCAGUCAAACAAUUGCAUGACUGAUUUUCCAUGCUCUUCAUUUGGGGAACGUACAAAGGAUUGUGGUACGGUUAGUUUGCCUCAAGAUGGCGUGCCCAAUUUGCAAAAAUUGAGGAUUGAAUCUAUUGACAGAACUACCUUCUUGCCACGUCCUGGUGAAAAGAACAUUCAAACUCCUGCUUCAAGGAUUGUGGGUUUUGAGCCUAACGGGCUCAUGAACUGUACCAAUAAGGAUGAAGACAAGCAUCUGGGGUACUAUAACUUGCAAUGCAAAUGAGAACUCGAGUUCAAUGAUUAGGAAAAGGCUAUUGUCGCCUUUGAAUGGCUUGGCUCUGCCCAAUGAAUUUGGGGGUGAGCGUCUGGAAAUUGGGAACACAUCCUACCUCAAGGAUUUCCACUUAAGAGGAGGUAGUCAUGGCAUUACCCUGAAAGAGUAUAAAAAAGCUCACAUUGGUAAUUUGGACCACGGCAGUCCACCAAGUUGGUCUAUACCUAUCUUUUCAAGGAGUAGUAGUCUAUCAGAAGAAGAUUGUGACGUCAACUGCAGGAUCAUCACUGAUGGGCCCCCUUGUUAGAAAAUCAUGGAUAUAUGUAUCAAAAUCUCAUCUCAUCAUACAACAGUAUUACAUGUUAUAAUGGAAAAAUAGAGACACCCUCUAAGGAUAGAGCAGUGAGUAUAUCACAGGAUGCUCUAGUCUCCACUCUGUUAUCUCUAUCUCCUCUUGGACCAAGAUUUUGUGGGAAAAUAAGAAAUUCUCAAGGAUCUAGGGAUCCCAAAAGGGAGUUUGAUGAGAGCUGCAUAACAUUUAAAGAUGUCAAACAGUCUCUUAAAGGAACUAUUCCGAGCUUUGUGUCGUUUCAUAGGGAUGAGAAUGUCAUCAUGUCAAGCAGAGAGCUUGAACAAGAUGAAGAUUUCUUAUUGAAGUUGAUCAAUUAACACCGGAGAGUUUGAUAUCCAUUCACGGACAUAAUAGAAAGUUUACUACUCAAAAUGCAAAAAUAGGUAGAUCCCUGAGUGGAUUAUCAGUCAGAAGGUCGUUAGUUGGCUCAUUCGAGGAAUCACUGUUAUCUGGUAGGUUCGCUUCUGGGAUUGCCAACCAGAAAAUUGAUGGUUUCCUUGCAGUACUGAAUAUUACCGGAGGAAAAUUCUCACCUCAUCCACAGAAACUUCCAUUUUCUGUAACUAGUGUUGAUGGUGAUAACUACUUAUUAUACUACUCAUCUAUAGAUCUUUCUGUACAUUCCUCUUCAAACAAAUGUGAAUGUCCAGCACUGAAGAGAAGCCUCUGUGCAAAUGGCUCCUCUGAUGACAAAGCUCGCCUGAAAAUACCUAUGAAGGGCCGGUUGCAAUUGGUCCUUAGCAAUCCAGAAAGAACACCAAUUCAUACAUUCUUCUGUAACUAUGAUUUGAGUGACAUGCCUGCUGGCACAAAGACAUUUCUCAGACAAAAGGCCACUUUGGCUGUUGAUAGAGGUGGACAGAAAGAUUCUGGUGCAACGAAUGAGGGAUCAGUCCCCACGCUUUCUGUAUCAGGUACCGGUGUUCUGCGUUAUGCGGUACAUCUCCGUUUCAUUUUCCCCCACUCGAAGAAGAGCUUAAAAAAUUGUAUGAAAUCUAAAUCCGGCCCAUCCUCCCUGCCGUCAAGUAACAACAUGGAUUGUCAAGGAGAACGCCGGUUUUACUUGUAUAAUGAGAUGAGAGUCGUGUUCCCUCAGCGCCAUUCAGAUUCUGAUGAGGGCAAGUUGCAAGUGGAAUAUGAUUAUCCAUCGAAUCCUAAGUAUUUCGACAUCAGUCAAUAACAUCCUUGUUUCCAUGAUUUCCCGAUUCCAGUAUAUAUUUCUUUGUACAUACAUGAUAGUUGCCGUAGAUGCUGCUAAAUGGGUCACCAAAACCCACAUCACAUGUAAAUUCAUGCCAAUAAUAUGUUGCUUGUGUUGUACAAACUGCACAUUCAACAUCUAUUUAUCCACAAAAUAAAUUUAUGUUGGAUUGUGAUAUUGCCA